This is a messenger RNA of Diaporthe batatas, 1013 nucleotides long. RefSeq lists its product as uncharacterized. The record is from RefSeq and is a predicted model, not a curated record. The transcript has 4 exons. Gene Ontology annotation, molecular function: O-methyltransferase activity. NCBI's taxonomy places the organism in Eukaryota, Fungi, Ascomycota, Sordariomycetes, Diaporthales, Diaporthaceae. Bases 153 to 1013 code for a protein of 286 amino acids.
GUGGAAUCUGGAGUCUUGGUCGACCUUACGAGCCACAGCAGCCGCAGGACACCAACAAGGUCGCUCUCUUGAAGCCAACGUCUUGUCUCUAGACCUUGAAUUUAAUUCUAGGACUCAGGCCUACCCUAGGGUAAUAUUACUACUUCCCCAAAAUGAGCACCCUGACCAGCUUUACCGGCAAGGCAUAUCAGCCGCAGGAGGACAAAUAUUUCGACGAUGGACGAGAGAUCGCCCUCUUGCACUUUAUUCACAACCACCCUGAUAUAUCAGACAUCCGUGGCAACCCUCAAAGGCUUCUCGACGCCAUCGACGAAUAUGGCAAGACCAAGAAGUACCUCAUGAAUGUCGGUGAGUACAAGUCAAAGACCGUGGCAGAUCUCAUCAAGGAUGUCAAGCCAAAGGUCAUGGUCGAGCUGGGCGGUUACGUAGGCUAUUCUGCGAUUGCCUUUGGUGCUGCGUUCAGAGACGCCGGCGGCCAGGAAUACUACAGCCUCGAGUACAACCCAGAGUUUGGUGCUGUCAUUUCCAGCCUGGUCGACCUGGCAGGCCUGCAUGAUGUCGUGAGGGUUGAGAUCGGACCGGCGUCGGCAUCAAUCAGGCGGCUGUAUGCAGAGGGCAGGCUCAAGAAAAUCGAUCUCAUGUUCCUCGACCACGUCAAGCCCAUGUACACCCCCGACUUGAAGCUAUGCGAGGAGCUCGGUCUGAUUGGGAUCGGUUCGGUUCUUGCUGCCGAUAAUGUCGUCAAACCAGGAAACCCUCCGUACCUUGAAUAUGUCCGGAGUUCAGUACGGCAGAAGAGAGAAAAGUUCAACAAGGACACCGGGCUGAGCUUGGAGAGGUUGUCAGAUUGGGAGAAGUCCAGGUACAAUAUGGCAAAGGGCGGCCAAGUGGACGAAACCGAAGUCCAUGGCAACCCAAACCUCAUCUACUCCAGCAAAUUCAUUGAAGGAUGGGAACCGAGUGGAGUCCCGGACGCCAUAGAGGUAUCGUAUUGCACAGGGGUUGAAGAAUAA